CCGCUUCCAGCCUUCCCCCACUCGCGGAAACUUCUUCAGCGAGCAAGAAAUUGUCCGUACGAUUUUGCUCGUCGUCCCCACGAAAGGAAUCGUCUUCUCGUCUCGUCCGGCGUCGAAAUCGAAUCCCAUCGCGUCUUCAAUCCGGCGAGAUCGAGCUGAAAUUGCCGAGGCAGAGAAGGGGAAGCGAGGCGGAAAUGGCGAUGGCGGGUCUGUACAGGCGCGUCCUCCCUUCUCCGCCUGCGAUCGAUUUCGCUUCCAACGAAGGGAAGAAGCUCUUCAUCGAUGCCAUCCAAGCUGGGACGAUGGAAGGAUUUUAUAAGUUGAUCUCUUACUUUCAAACACAGUCAGAGCCUGCAUAUUGUGGAUUGGCUAGCCUCUCAAUGGUCUUGAAUGCCCUUGCCAUUGACCCCAGAAGGAAAUGGAAAGGUCCUUGGAGAUGGUUUGAUGAGUCUAUGUUAGAUUGUUGUGAGCCAUUGGAAAAAGUUAAAGCUGAGGGCAUAUCAUUUGGGAAGGUAGUAUGUCUGGCUCAAUGUGCUGGAGCUGAAGUUGAAGCAUUUCGGACAAGUCAAACCACCAUAGACCACUUCCGUCAGUUUGUUAAAAGAUGUUCUGUUUCAGAUAAUUGUCAUGUUGUCUCAUCAUAUCACAGAGCCGCUUUUAAACAGACAGGAACUGGCCAUUUUUCACCUAUUGGUGGUUAUCAUGUGGGAAGUGACAUGGUACUGAUAUUGGAUGUUGCACGUUUCAAGUAUCCUCCUCAUUGGGUUCCACUUACUCUCCUUUGGGAAGCCAUGGAUACUGUUGACGAGACAACUGGACACAGAAGAGGGUUCAUGCUUAUAUCCAGGCCACAGAGAGAUCCCGGGCUGCUUUAUACCCUGAGCUGCAAAGAUGAAAGUUGGGUUGGUGUUGCAAAGUACUUGAUGGACGACAUUCCUCAUCUGUUGAAGUCUGAGGAUGUGAAAGAUAUGGAUGGCAUUCUCAGUAUUCUUUGUGCAUCACUCCCAUCUGAUUUCGGGAAAUUCAUCCAGUGGGUUGCUGAAGUUAGGAGGGAAGGGGAUGGUGGUAUAGGGAUAAGUGAAGAAGAAAAAGAAAGACUUACGAUCAAGGAAGAGCUGUUGAAACAAGUUCAGGAUACUGGUCUUUUCAAGCACAUAGUUAAUUUUUUGUCUUCAACUUCAUGCUGCAGAAUAGUACCGGUUUUUGGUGGCAAUGAAAAUCUUCAUGAAAUUGCAGCCAGCGUCUGUUGCCAGGGUUUAGAAAUAUUAAGCGGAAGAUCCGGCCCCUCAGGCUGCUCUUGCUGUCGUGAAACUUGCUUUAAAUGCGUGAAUGGCAGUGGUGACAAACCUGUGACUGUGCUAAGUGCAACAAUCGUGAAUGGUAAAAACGAGGAAAAGGUCGACAUGCUGGUCCCGCAAUAUCUGAUGAAAAUCUGUUGUGGUGCACCUGAUGCCAAUAACUGCAUUAAAACUCUACCGGCUGGAAGUAAUAUCUUAACUGCACUUCUGUUGGCGUUGCCCCCUGAAACCUGGUGUGGUAUCAAAGAUAAGAAACUUCUGGAGGAAGUGCAGAGCCUUGUUUCGAUGGUUAAUCUUCCCGCCUUGCUUCAAGAAGAGGUUUUGCACUUGCGGAGACAGCUUUACCUUUUGAAGAAGUGUCAAGAGAACAAGGUGGACAAGGAUCUCUCUGCCCCUCGCACAUAGGGUUCCCUGUGGGAGUAGCAUGAGUAUUGUGUAAGCAAUUUCUAAGUCUGAUAAGCACGGCAAUUCUAAUUUUGCCCUGUUUUAGGGAAGGACAAUGCAUCAAGCAAGAACCACUUCAAUGCGUUAAGCAGGGAAGCAGUUUCCACUUUCUGGAGUUGUCUCCCUCGUCAUAAGAUAACCUAAUCGUGACAUUGCAAUGAAAGUCACUUCAGACGGCAUACAAGCUGUACAGGAGUAAAUUUAGGCUAUGAAGUCUUUUGUCAGGUCAAAACCCUGGAAUUUUAGGCCGAUACUAUUGUAGGGAAAAGAAGAUUUUAACUACUACCCGACCAGCGCAUGUGUCUGAGGCAUAAAAUACAGUAACUCCACUUAGCUAGCUCUUAUAGAAUUCUCCCGUCGAGAUAUGUCAACACGGGUGUGUUGACAAGGUGUAUAAAUUGAGGCUUGACAUUACUAAACUGUGAGAGUUGCUUCAGUUCAAG
Molecule: messenger RNA, 2185 nt
Organism: Rhodamnia argentea
Lineage: Eukaryota; Viridiplantae; Streptophyta; Magnoliopsida; Myrtales; Myrtaceae
Product: glutathione gamma-glutamylcysteinyltransferase 1-like
Exons: 8
Coding region: 195-1703 (502 amino acids)
Biological process (GO): response to metal ion; detoxification of copper ion; phytochelatin biosynthetic process
Molecular function (GO): metal ion binding; glutathione gamma-glutamylcysteinyltransferase activity
Source: RefSeq, a predicted model, not a curated record